AUGGCAGCGCUAUCAAAGAUUCUCCUUCCCGAACGCUCUAUCAAGCAGGCCAUCUCACACCUAACGAGUCUGUACGUGAAACAUCGCACCCGGGUCUCCCGCGCGGUCUAUCUCGCGCUGUUCCUCGCCCUCGCGAAACGAAUCCACAAUGCCAUCGCCGAACAAAAAGCAGCAUCACAACGACAGGCGGAGAUGCGUGAACGGCCUGGAACAAGCAGUCUUGAUAAUAACAACACAGAAAGUAAGGGAUCGGGAAGUAGCGGCGCAAAUAGGAAGAAAGUGGAAAUCAACUUUGAAUUCUUCAGAAAUCUGUUGCGAUUACUACGGAUCGUAAUUCCGGAUUGGAAAAGUAAAGAGUUCCGUCUUCUCUUGAGUCAUAGUGUCUUUUUGGUGUUGAGGACCAUAUUGAGUAUUUAUGUUGCCGAGUUGGAUGGUAAACUGGUUAGCCACUUGGUUCGCGGUAAAGGGAAGGAGUUCUUGUCGAGUCUUGUGUGGUGGAUGACGGUGGCUAUUCCUGCUACUUUUACGAAUUCCAUGCUAUCUUAUCACCAAUGCCGUCUGGCGCUGCAAUAUCGCAAACGGCUCACGGACCAUGUCCAUGAUAAGUAUCUGUCAAACAUGACAUUCUAUGCACUUUCGGCCCUGGACGAUCGAAUAAAGAAUCCGGAUCAGAUGGUCACGGUAGACAUUUCCAGAUUCUCCGACAGUUUGGCAGAGCUAUACUCAAAUCUAGCAAAGCCGGUUUUGGAUAUGGUUCUGUAUAAUUAUCAACUCUCAAAGAAUGUUGGUAUGGAGGGCUUGUUCAUUAUGAGUCUUUUAGUCCAGCUGUCAGCCAACAUGAUGCGCGCAUUGACACCCCCCUUUGGCAAAUACGUUGCCGACGAAGCUCGCCUGGAAGGCGAGUUCCGAUUCCAGCAUACCCGAUUAAUAGAUUAUAGCGAAGAAGUCGCUCUCUAUCACGGCCACGAAGCUGAGAAGGAUAACCUUGACAAAGGUUAUUUUACGCUUAUAAAGCAUGUCAAUCGUAUUCUUCGACGACGGUUGUACCAUGGAUUCAUGGAGGAUUUUGUUAUCAAAUAUUUCUGGGGUGCUUUGGGGCUUAUGCUCUGUAGUGUUCCGGUGUUUUUCAAGAUUCCGGGACAGAUCAGUCAGACUAUGGGUGAUCGAACAGAGAGCUUUGUCACUAAUCGACGACUCCUCCUUUCGUCGUCUGACGCAUUUGGUCGAGUCAUGUUCUCAUAUAAAGAAGUUUCAGAACUCGCCGGCCACACCGCUCGAGUUUCGUCGUUGCUCGACGUCAUGGACGACGUAGCCGCAGGCCGCUUCGAGAAGAAACUCGUCUCAUCAGCAUCCACAGACGAAAACGCAGCCGUUCUCGCAGGUCGAGGAACAAUCACCGAAAGCCCUUCCAUCGAAUUCACCGAUGUGCCCAUUGUGUCACCCAACGGCGACGUUCUGGUUCGAAAACUAUCCUUCACUGUCUACCCUGGCGACCAUUUAUUAAUUGUCGGACCCAACGGAUGCGGUAAAUCUUCCCUCUUCCGUAUCCUGGGCGGCCUGUGGCCCGUUUACGGCGGAACAGUGAAAAAGCCCAAAUUUGAUGAUAUCUUCUACAUCCCCCAACGCCCCUAUUUGUCUCGCGGCACCUUACGACAACAGGUGAUUUACCCAGACGGCGUCAAAGAAAUGCGUGCCAAGGGCGUUACAGACGCCGAUCUAUUCGAGAUUCUCUCCAUCCUCGAAAUUUCCAACAUCGUCGACCGCGAAGGCGGCUGGGACGCAGAAGAAGAAUGGCGCGAUGUUCUAUCCGGCGGACUCCAGCAACGCAUCGCCAUGGCACGAUUAUUCUACCACAAACCGCGAUACGCGAUCCUAGACGAAUGUACGUCUUCAGUCACCCUCGAGAUUGAGAAAGUCAUGUACGAAACCGCCAAGAAAUUGGGGAUUACAUUGAUGACUGUCUCGCAUCGACGGAGUUUGUGGCAGUAUCAUAAGAAGAUUUUGCAGUUUGAUGGGCAGGGGGGUUAUAUAUUUACGGAUUUGGAUUGGGAGAAGAGAUUGAAGCUGGAAGAUGAGAAGGAAGAUCUUGACUUGCAGUUACGUGCUGUGCCGGAUAUUGAAAGGCGGAUUGCUGAGCUGUCGGCGGCUUGA
This is a messenger RNA of Talaromyces stipitatus ATCC 10500, 2151 nucleotides long. Its product is annotated as ABC fatty acid transporter, putative. The transcript has 4 exons. NCBI's taxonomy places the organism in Eukaryota, Fungi, Ascomycota, Eurotiomycetes, Eurotiales, Trichocomaceae. Gene Ontology annotation, cellular component: peroxisomal membrane. The record is from RefSeq and is a predicted model, not a curated record. Gene Ontology annotation, biological process: peroxisome organization; fatty acid beta-oxidation; long-chain fatty acid import into peroxisome. Gene Ontology annotation, molecular function: ABC-type transporter activity; long-chain fatty acid transmembrane transporter activity; ATP binding. The coding region runs from base 1 to 2151 and encodes 716 amino acids.